Messenger RNA from Symsagittifera roscoffensis, 3707 nucleotides. RefSeq lists its product as uncharacterized. Gene Ontology annotation, molecular function: calcium ion binding. The transcript is spliced from 16 exons. The coding region runs from base 29 to 2779 and encodes 916 amino acids. NCBI's taxonomy places the organism in Eukaryota, Metazoa, Xenacoelomorpha, Acoela, Convolutidae. The record is from RefSeq and is a predicted model, not a curated record.
CGUAAUAUUGGUUUUGCAGAUUGAAACAAUGCCACAAUUAGUUGACAGGUGUGAAGAAAUUAUCGCCGUGGAGGCAGAAGCUAAGAAACUCAACCUGUUUGAUGUGUUCAUGAAAAAUGAUAGACUGAAAACGGAUUACUUAACGGGAGAUCAUAUCUGUAAUUUGCUUGACUCUGAAGUGGGAGUGAAGCUAUCAGAGGAGCAGGCAAAAUGCCUGGUUGAUCGGUACACUGCUUCAAACGGCUACUUCAACUACAAGGAUUUCGCGCAGGCUAUCAAUACAAGGCUGAAUAAAAAAGUGAAGAUUGAAGGAUCUUCAAGUGCCUACGACCCGGAUGUCUCGAUUCUGAAGCCACUGUCGGCGGAUGCCUCUGCCCAUGCUCAGAGCAUUCUGGCAUUCCUGGCCAAUACUUACAAGCAGAGAAAGAUUGAUGCCAAAAAAGUGUUUGCGGCCUAUGACCCGAAAGGGACCGGGCUGGUACCCAAGGAUGUGUUCCUGAUGAAUAUGCCGGAAGAACACAAGAUGGAAUACGAGAAUCUUGAUGUGUUGACUAGGAAGUAUGCGGAUUUGAAAGACUGUAACAUGUGCAACUAUGUCAGAUUCACUAACGACCUAACCACUGUUACUAAGACACUAGACCACAAUUGUCUCAUCCAAAUGCCAAUGAUUGAGGGCUACACUAACAAAGAGGACAAGAGAGAUGCCUUGUCUGAGGUGUUGACAGUGAUCGAGAAGAUCCAAGUGCUCUGCUACAAGUUCGGAAUCCGAUCCAUCGAGUUCUUCCGAGACUACGACAAACUGAGACUGGGCUUGUGUCUUGAGGACGAGUUCAGAGCUGGACUGGAUCUGUUCACGAGGAAGUUCCUCCACUUGAGUCAGAAACAGCUGAAUGAUGUGACUAAUUUCUACAGAGUGCCGGAUGAUGGCAGGAUAUACUACAGAGCAUUCACAGAUCUUAUCGAGAACACAUUCAACAUUCCUAAUUUGGAGAAGCAGCCCUUGGCCGAAGUGCAGAGACCAUUGCAAGGAAUCCUGCAGAGGACUCUGAACCCGUUAGAAGACGUGGACGAGGGAAGACUGCAGCAGAUCAUGUCUGAGUUGGCCAACCGAGUGAGAGAUAGGCGACUCAAUGUCUUCCCCUUCUUCAAGGACUUCGAUAGGGGCAAGUGUUACAGUGGUAAUGUGACUAAGAACCAGUUUGCGCGUAUCCUGGCCAUCCUAGGCAUGACUGUGCAGCCGGAGGACUUCCGCAUCCUCUGCAAGAAGUUCGAGGAGCAACACAAGGGAGACAUCAACUACCCCGCAUUUGUACAGGCCAUAGACUACUGGUUCACGGCGUUCAAGACGGAAGUGCCGAAGCCAACUACGCAUGUUGAAGAGCCAAUGUGGCACGAGUUGCCUCUGGACACGAGUAAUGUAAACUUGAGAGAGAUCAUCGGUCGAAUUAAGGAGCACUGCAUGGUCAACAGGAUCAGGAUCAGCGAGGGUUUCAAGGACUUCGACAACCUGCGAGAGUACUCUGUCACUAACAGUCAAUUCAGACGCGGCCUUAUGACGUCUAGGGUGGCACUGACGAAUGCGGAUGCAGAAGUGUUGUGCAGUCAGUUCGCAGACCCAAAGAGAAAUGGAAGAACUAUGUGGAAGGCGUUCUGCGAUGAAAUCGACCAAGUAUUCACGCAAGUGAUUCCUAACAUGGAGCGCACCCCUCUAAACUUCCCCGCUCCAGCUGAGUCGUUCCGGAUGCCACACAAGGGAGGCAUGGACUGGACCUCGGCCACUGUGGACCACCAGCAGAUGGUGAACAACUGCAUAGAGAGGUUCAAGGCAUACAUCAGCGGGAGGAGACUCCUAGUCAAACCCACAUUCGAGAAAUUCGACAAGCUGAACCAUCGCUAUGUGAGCAGAUAUCAGUUCAAGCAGUGUCUGGCGAUGCUGGAUCUAGCAUGUACAGACGAGGAGAUGGGCGCACUGGAGGCAAAGUUCUCAGACGAAAAGGGAUUCAACUACUUCCGGUUCCUGCAGGAGUUGGAGCCUCCAGAGGAGUUGGAUAACAAGUACCUGGAGAGGAUGGAUGAGUUGAAGUUGGUCAACACUAUGAGGGAGAAGAUGGAAUUAGAAUACGAGGCCAACUUCGACCGAAUCAUGACCAGACUUAAGACUUAUCUGAUGAAGAAGCCAGUGCGAGUCGUGGAGUUCAUGAAGGACUUCGACAGGUUCAACAACAACACUAUAUCCAAGGACAACUUCAUCCGGGCCAUGGACAUCUGUGGGUUCCAGCUGGAAGAACCAGAGAAGGAGAUUAUCUACAACCACUACCAAGCGGCCUCUCAGCCGGGCAAAGUGGUAUACAGGAGAUUCUGUGAUGACUUGGAGGCAGUGUUCACCACCCACGAGAUGGAGAAGAGACCGCACUUCAAGCCAGAACAGUGGCACCCACAGCCGGCCCACUUGAUCAAUGAACUCACUCCAGAGGCCAUGAUUGAGUACAAUAACUGCAUGAUGAGACUGGCCAACAGGGUUCUGCCGACAAGGAUGCAGCUGUUCCCGCCCUUCCGUGACUUCGACAGGAACAACAAGGGCACGGUGACACGUGAACAGUUCAAGCGAGUGCUGAACGAACAACUCAAUCUGGGACCCCAAAUGACGGAGAGGGACUACAGCAUCCUGUUCAACAAGUUCUGCAACCGGUCGGGAGGAGUGGGCAUGCCUCUCGUGGACUACGUGCCCUUCUGUCACGAAGUGUACAAGUUAGCCCACAUUGACUACCAGGCACCAUAGACGACUGCAAAGCAUCGCAGCAACAAAAAGAAGAGAACAUUGAUGCACUAAAAUACAAUGAGAGGAGAAAAUGGUGAGAAACGAAGUCAACUAACUGGCCAAGCGUAGAUGUCUAAUAGUCUUAUCAUAUGAAAAGCUGCUUUAAAACGCAAAUUUAGUUUGUAUAUUGUUCAAAUUAGAUUUCAAAUCUCUUAAAACGUUGGCGUCCCUUUAAUUUAUUCCUAUCGAAGCACAAUUAAAUUUUGUAUUAUAACAAUUUUGAAUUGGUUUGACGCAUUUGGACACCAGUGUUUUAUGAAAAUUGUUCGAGUUGUAUCAUAGUAAAUGUGUAAAAAAUGUAUAUUUUGAUAUAAACUAAAAUUGCUCUAUGUAAAGUAAAAUGCGAGCUCACUGCAAUACUAGCUGCUAGGUCAAAGACCAAAUAGUUUAUAGAAUCAUAUCGGGACCCUAACUACUCUUUCAAGGCGUAUUUAGUGGAAAGCGCUUAAAUGUUUUUAAAAUGAUCUUAUAUUGUCUCUUUGAGAUAAUAUAUCUAUCGCUGAGAAGAUCCAAUGUGUUUAACAUGACCAAAGUUUUUUCCUAGUUCAGAAGCAACAAAUGCGAUUUUGUUAUAUUGAAAGCAAAAAUUAAUUUGACAUAUCUAUUUAAAUACGCUCUGCUAUUGAAAAAUGUGCCGUUUUUUAUGGGUCCAUAUCAUUAUUUUAGAGCAUAUGGUUAUGAAUUCAUUUAAAAAAAAAUGCUUCGCUUAAAUUUUAAACUUGAUAGAAAAUUGCUUCUGUUCUCGCCCUAGUUUCUGAGCUGCGUUUGAGCCAAAUAAGCUUGUACCAUGUCUUAUGCCAUAAUUAUAUUUCAUCUGUACUAAUAAAUAGGUUGAACCACGCAUAAUUUUGAAAUGCCCGUGCAACAAAAAUAAAUUAUUUUCUUCCGA